AUGAUCACAUCUGAGAAGGCAUUUGUCGUCGUCGCGCAAAAGGCUAACGGCAUGGACGUGCAGCAGUUUUCGGAGCUGAUCGAAAAUAAACUGAUGGCCGGCGACGACCUGUGGAGCAGCGAACACUUGGUUUCUUCUCUAAGCAAGAACUUCCUCGCUUACCUGUGCUCGUUAUUCGUCGACAUGCAGACGCAAACGAAGCUGAAGCUGCUGCUUUCCUUCCUGCACCUGUCCAAACGGAACUUGGAACAGGUUAGUUGA
Messenger RNA from Soboliphyme baturini, 261 nucleotides. The record is from the annotation of a GenBank genome assembly. NCBI's taxonomy places the organism in Eukaryota, Metazoa, Nematoda, Enoplea, Dioctophymatida, Soboliphymatidae.